AUGGCUCUCAAUAUUCCAGGUUUGAUAAUGAUGAUAGCUUUUUACCUGCUUGUGUUGGGAAUCGGCAUCUGGGCCUCGGUAAAGUCUAAGAAGAUGGAGAAAAACACACAAGCUGGACGGUUGGAGGUUUCUUUUUUGGCUAACCGCAGUGUCAGCUUGGUAGUGGGAGUCUUCACGAUGACUGCUACUUGGGUUGGAGGUGCCUUCAUUAUUGGUAUUGCAGAAGCAGUCUAUGACCCCACCAAAGGUCUCAUCUGGAAUAUUGUUCCUCUGCAAAUGUCCAUUUCCUUUAUCAUCGGUGGACUGUUCUUUGCAAAGCCAAUGAGAGAGAACCAUUACAUCAGCAUGAUGGAUCCCUUUCAGAGGAAAUACGGAAACAAACUGACUGCGUUUCUUGCCAUCAUUCCUCUCUUAGUGGAAGUUGUCUGGCUUCCUCCGAUACUGAUUGCCUUGGGAGCCACCAUGAGUGUAGUUAUAGAUCUGCCCUUCAGUGCUUGCGUCUGGAUCUCUGCUGCGGUGGCGAUCACCUACACUGUUCUUGGAGGUCUCUACUCGGUGGCUUACACUGACGUCAUCCAGAUCUCACUGGUGUUUCUGAGCUUGUGGCUGUGUGUCCCUUUCGUUUUGACCAGUGGCGUUUAUACUGACAUCACUGAAACGGCAUUCAACCACACACAACAGGGCUCCUGGCUCGGCCAGAUUCAGUCUGAUGACAUCUGGAGAUGGAUUGAUCAUUUUCUAGUGAUGACUUUGGGAAAUGUAGCCAUUCAGGAUUUCCAUCAGAGGAUACUGUCCUCCAGCUCCACGUCUACAGCCAGGAUCAUCUGUUUCAUUGCAGCAGGAGCUAUCCUCAUUAUAGGAAUCCCAUCUGUGCUGAUUGGAGCUGUAGCAGCUUCAACAGACUGGAACUCCACCUCCUAUGGCUCUCCUUCUUCAUAUGAGCGAGGGGAGGCAUCUAUGGUGUUGCCCAUCAUCCUUCAGAAUUUAACCCCAACCUACAUUUUUGCCUUUGGCAUCGGAGCUAUUGCUGCUGCAGCGAUGUCAUCGGCUGACUCUUUACUUUUGUCUUCAGCCACCAUCUUCACCACCAACAUCUACCAGACCGUCAGGAGUCAGGCAUCCGAUAAAGAGCUGCAGUGGGUGAUCCGUGUCUCCAUAGUGGCUACAGGACUUGUGGGAACAUCCCUCACCCACCUGGACAGCAGCAUCAUGAUGUUCUGGAUCCUGGGCUCAGACCUGACUUUCACCAUUAUUUUCCCCCAGCUGGUCUGCGUCCUCUUUGUCAGGGUCUCCAAUGGUUAUGGGUCUGCUGCAGGCUAUGUUGUUGCAGUGGUGAUGAGAGUUUUGAGUGGAGAGCCGUUGUUUGGCCUCCCUGUGAUCCUCCAUUUCCCAGGAUGCACUUUAGAGAACGAUGUUUAUGUUCAGCGCUUUCCUUUCAAGUCCAUCUGCAUGCUGUCUGCUCUGGCCUCCAUCCUGGUCGUUUCAUAUGUGGCCUCACUCCUGUUCAACAAGGGGAUCCUUCCUGAGAGGUGGGACGUGUUCAAGGUGAAGUCACAGGAAGCACCACCACCAGCAGAGAGAGCCAGAGAGGCUGAAAGUACAACGGCUAAUGGAGAUGAUAAAUGUGCCAAUGAACCGAUGUUAGACACAAAAUGUUGA
Messenger RNA from Pseudoliparis swirei, 1659 nucleotides. RefSeq names its product high-affinity choline transporter 1-like. Gene Ontology annotation, cellular component: plasma membrane. Gene Ontology annotation, biological process: choline transport; acetylcholine biosynthetic process; transmembrane transport. Lineage: Eukaryota; Metazoa; Chordata; Actinopteri; Perciformes; Liparidae. The transcript has 8 exons. The record is from RefSeq and is a predicted model, not a curated record. Bases 1 to 1659 code for a protein of 552 amino acids. Gene Ontology annotation, molecular function: choline:sodium symporter activity.